AUGUCGUACGACUAUCUCUUCAAGUACAUAAUUAUCGGCGACACAGGUGUGGGAAAAUCGUGUUUGCUUCUGCAAUUCACCGACAAGAGGUUCCAGCCGGUGCAUGAUCUCACCAUCGGAGUUGAAUUUGGAGCUCGAAUGGUCACUAUCGACGGCCGGCCGAUUAAGCUUCAGAUUUGGGACACUGCUGGUCAGGAGUCCUUCAGAUCCAUCACUAGAUCAUAUUACCGAGGAGCAGCUGGUGCGCUUUUGGUUUAUGACAUCACCAGGAGGGAAACAUUCAAUCAUCUUGCGAGCUGGCUGGAAGAUGCUCGACAACACGCAAAUCCAAAUAUGACGAUCAUGCUCGUGGGAAAUAAAGGUGAUCUUGCUCAUCGUAGGGCCGUAAGUAAAGAGGAGGGGGAGCAGUUUGCUAAAGAAUAUGGGCUUCUGUUUUUGGAGGCUUCUGCAAGAACUGCUCAAAAUGUUGAAGAGGCUUUUACCAAGACUGCAACCAAGAUACUUCAGAAGAUUCAAGAAGGCGUAUUUGAUGUAUCCAACGAGUCGUCGGGGAUUAAGGUUGGCUAUGGACGGGCCCAAGGUCCUGCAGGAGGGAGAGAUGGUACAGUUGCUCAAGGAGGUGGAUGCUGCAAUUGA
Messenger RNA from Striga hermonthica, 636 nucleotides. The record is from the annotation of a GenBank genome assembly. NCBI's taxonomy places the organism in Eukaryota, Viridiplantae, Streptophyta, Magnoliopsida, Lamiales, Orobanchaceae.